Molecule: messenger RNA, 1209 nt
Organism: Fibroporia radiculosa
Lineage: Eukaryota; Fungi; Basidiomycota; Agaricomycetes; Polyporales; Fibroporiaceae
Exons: 9
Coding region: 1-1209 (402 amino acids)
Biological process (GO): translation; endoplasmic reticulum to Golgi vesicle-mediated transport
Cellular component (GO): COPII-coated ER to Golgi transport vesicle; ribosome; Golgi membrane
Molecular function (GO): structural constituent of ribosome
Source: RefSeq, a predicted model, not a curated record
AUGUCCUACUAUACCAACAGCCGUAGUCCCCCUCCACUCCAGCAUCCUGUCCCCACCCAUCCCGCCUACAUUCCCGAACCACCCUCCACCCCCGUUUCGCCUCAUGGAUACCAACGUUACACCAGCUCUCCACCUACUCAGCAACAGUUCGGCCAAUCCAUCCCAGGUCAAAGCGGCCGAGUCCCCCAGGGAUAUACAACUUCUUCUGGUCACUAUCAACCAUUGGGCUCCCCGCCCCGACAUGCACCUGUUCCCGCCCAAACACAGCCGGGCGUCAAUAUCCCGAACGUGCCCGUAGACUUCUCCGCAUGGGGUCUUGACGGUGCAACAGCGCAGUUUGGUAUGCAGCUUGGCCAGAGCGCGGUUGCUGCAGGCCAGGACUACGUGCAAAAGAACCUCGGCGGCCUCAUCCCAAUUUCCAUCCUGAAACACCACUUCAACGUGUCGAAUUCGUAUGUCAUGCACAAGCUCCGCCUAGUUCUCUUUCCAUGGAGGCAUAAACCUUGGUCGCGUCGCGUGCAUCGUACAGAGAAUGGCCAGGCGGAAUGGCAGCCGCCACGAGAUGAUGUGAAUGCCCCUGAUCUGUACAUACCUUUGAUGGCUCUUGUGACUUACAUUCUCCUUGCGGCGCUGCACUCGGGGCUGCACUCUCGGUUCCAUCCGGAAAUUCUCGGUAUCACCGCGUCAAAAGCUCUUGCGGUUACUCUUCUCGACUUCAUAUUUGUCAAGCUCGGCUCAUAUUUCCUCAACAUCCCCGGUGGCAUAAAUCAGGUACUUGAUCUUUUGGCGUACAACGGCUAUAAAUUUGUUGGUGUGAUCGUUACAUUGAUUGCCGGUCUCCUCAACACUGGGACAACACUUUAUUUUGUAGUAUUUAUAUACUCCUUCUUGGCUACCGCGUUCUUUUUGUCUAGCAGCGGCCUUGAAGACAACGAGCAAGACAUUUGGCCCGCCAUGCCUAAAGAAGUUCGCGACAUCAAGAAAUUCAUCGAGAUUGCCAACAGGAAGGAUGCUAGUGAGGCGAGGGUAAAGAAGCUUUCGCCCAAAGCGCCAAACGGCAAGACGAGGACAAAGUUCAAAAUCCGGUGUUCGCGUUACCUUUACACGCUUUCGCUUGAUGACCCAGAAAAGGCGGAGAAGCUCCAGCAGAGCCUACCCCCAGGUCUUGUCGUCCGAGACGUCAAGAAGACACCAAAAAACAAGAAGUAA